AUGAAUUUAUCAAAAGGUGAAAUUUCUGCACUACAGUCAAACACAGACAAUAUCAGGAACAUCUGUAUACUGGCCCAUGUCGACCAUGGCAAAACAACUCUUUCGGAUUCUUUGAUUGCAUCUAAUGGUAUAAUAUCGAAGAAGAUGGCAGGAAAAGUCAGGUAUUUGGACUCGAGACCAGAUGAACAGUUGAGAGGUAUCACUAUGGAAUCAUCUGCAAUUUCACUAUUUUUUAAAACAAUUAAUCAGAAUAAAGAGAUUUCGCAAUUUCUAAUAAACUUGAUUGACUCCCCCGGUCAUAUUGAUUUCUCUUCAGAAGUUUCAUCUGUUUCAAGGUUAUGUGAUGGUGCAAUUGUUUUAGUAGACGUAGUGGAAGGUGUUUGUUCUCAAACUAUAACAGUUUUAAGGCAAGCAUGGAUUGACAAUUUAAAACCUAUUCUUGUUUUGAAUAAAAUCGAUCGUUUGAUUUUAGAGUUACAGCUAUCAGCAGAAGAUGCAUAUGAUCAUUUACAGAGAUUGAUCGAUCAAACCAAUACAAUAAUGGCUUCAUUUUACCAAGGUGAUGUUAUUGGAACCCAUUACAACUGGGAUGGCACUGCUGACACCUGGAUUGAACAUAAUGAUGAUGACAUCUACUUUGAUCCAAAUUUACAAAAUGUUAUAUUCACCUCCGCAUAUGAUGGUUGGGGAUUCAAUUUGAAUCAGUUUGCUUCAAUUUUAUCGAAAAAGACCCAAAUUGAUCAAUCUGAGUUUACUGGAAAAUUAUGGGGUAAUUUCACAAUCGACAUGAAGAAUAAAAAAAUGGUUGAAAUACCUAAGAAAUCUAAAGCCAAGCCUUUGUUCAUUUCUUUUAUUUUAGACUCUAUUUGGAAGAUUUACAACUCAGUCAGCGAUAGGGAUAUCGAUUCAAUUACAAAAAUUACAAACUCUCUAUCAAUCAAGAUAUCUGCUAAAGAACUCAAUUCAAAAGACUCUAAGCAAUUGAUUCAAUCAAUAAUGUCUCAAUUCUUACCCAUUUCUUCUUCUCUAUUGUCUGCUAUUAUUGAUAAACUGCCUUCCCCAUCAGUUUCACAGGAAACAAAAAUGAACUCUUUUUUGAAAUCGAUUCCUAACUCACAAUUGAUUGACGAUAAUUUGAAGGAUGGUUUAUUCCACUGUGACAAAAAUGGAAUAUCAUGUGGCUAUAUAUCUAAGAUGCUUUCUAUUCCUGGAUCAGAAAUGCCUGAAAACCAGCCGGCUGUUCUAUCCCAAGAUGAAAUAAUGGAAAGAGGUAGGCUUGCGAGAUUAAAAGCAGCUAAAGCUGCCGAAUUGGCAGCGAUGGCCGAUAGUGACAAUACCAGGGCACAAAAAGCUGAAUCUGACACAGAAGAAGCAGGUGUAGCAUCCGAGGAGUUUGAAUUUGAAGAUCCUUUUGAAUAUGAAGAGGAAGAAGAAGAAGAAGAAGAAGAAGAAGAAGAAGAAGAAACGAACCCCGAAGUUCUGAUUGCAUUCACUAGAAUUUUCUCGGGUACAGUCAAGAGGGGUGAUACGUUGUCUAUUCUUUCACCGCUCUACGAUGUUUCUAAGCCCGAUGACGAGGAAAAUAAAAAACAUAUCCAUUCAAUUGAAGUUGAUAAUCUAUACAUUUUGAUGGGUAGAGACAUGACGGCCGUGGACGCUGCACCAGCAGGCACGAUAAUAGGUAUUUCCUCAUCUUCAUUCAAGUCCAUUAUCCUCAAGUCCGGUACUAUAAUCGACCCUAACUAUUUUGAUAAGUGCAUCAAUUUUGCCCAAUCUUUGACAAUUAUUGAUGUCCCACCAAUUGUUCGUGUUACACUUGAGCCAGCCCAAUUAAGGAAUAUGGACAAGUUGUUAAAAGGUAUCAAGAGAUUGAACUUGGCGGAUCCUUGCGUCCGAGGUUAUAUGAAUGAGGUCGGUGAAGUUGUACUUGAAACUGCGGGUGAGUUACACCUAGAAAGAUGUGUUCGUGAUCUAGAAGACAGGUUUGCACAAGUUGCCAUCACUGUUGGUAAGCCAAUUGUUCCCUUCAGAGAAACUAUUUUGGAAAGUUAUGAAUUCGAAGUCUCUAUUAGUGGUUCAACGAUCAAGAUGCAAGUCAAACCUUGGGAUGGCUCAUCCAAUGGUGGUAGUGAAACAUUAUUGGAGUCUAAAAAGUACAAGGAUAUUCUCACGAAGAAUACUACUAUUGAUAUCACGUUGUUGGAUAGUACUUUAAAGAGUGGCUUUUCGUUAGCAAUUAAAGAAGGUCCUGUGAUUGCAGAACCAUUAGAAGGUGUUGAGGUUCACAUUGCUUCAAUUGAGAAGAAUGACAGUGUUGAAAAUCAUGAAAAUGGUCUCUCAAAGAUUAGAGAUUCAAUACAGAAUGCUAUAUUGAAGGCCUCCCCAAGAAUAAAACUUGCAAUGUAUGUCGUUGAUAUUCAAACAUCUGCGGAGCUGUUGGGUAAAGUCUACACUGUUAUUCAAAAACAACGAGGAUCCAUUAUAUCCGAAGAAAUGAAGGAGGGUACACCAUUCUUCACUGUGGAAGCUAAAUUACCAGUACUUACAUCGUUUGGCUUUAGUAAUGAGAUCAGGAAGAAGACAUCCGGUGGUGCUAUUCCUCAGCUUGUUUUUGAUGGAUUUGAGACAGUUGACGAAGAUCCGUUCUGGGUCCCUACAAACGAGGAGGAGAUUGAGGAAUUUGGUGAAACCGGUGAUAGAGAAAACUGGAUGAGGACAAUCAUGAACGAAGUUAGGAAAAGUAAAGGUUUAUUUGUAGAUGAAUUGGUUGUCAAGGAUGGCGAGAAACAAAGAACCUUAAAGAAGGAUUAA
Messenger RNA from Pichia kudriavzevii, 2811 nucleotides. RefSeq lists its product as uncharacterized. The transcript has a single exon. Gene Ontology annotation, biological process: cytosolic ribosome assembly. The coding region runs from base 1 to 2811 and encodes 936 amino acids. The record is from RefSeq and is a predicted model, not a curated record. Gene Ontology annotation, molecular function: GTP binding; ribosome binding; GTPase activity. Gene Ontology annotation, cellular component: ribonucleoprotein complex; cytosol. NCBI's taxonomy places the organism in Eukaryota, Fungi, Ascomycota, Pichiomycetes, Pichiales, Pichiaceae.